Messenger RNA from Chelonus insularis, 3546 nucleotides. RefSeq names its product neprilysin-2-like. Gene Ontology annotation, biological process: protein processing. Lineage: Eukaryota; Metazoa; Arthropoda; Insecta; Hymenoptera; Braconidae. Gene Ontology annotation, molecular function: metalloendopeptidase activity. Gene Ontology annotation, cellular component: plasma membrane. Bases 188 to 2515 code for a protein of 775 amino acids. The record is from RefSeq and is a predicted model, not a curated record. The transcript is spliced from 10 exons.
UUUACGCUCCAAUCCAGUCCAUCCGUAUCUACAACAUCUCUCCCGCCGAUUUAUUUGAAUAAACUAGGCAAAAAAACGUGCAUUCUUGAUACAUGACAUUGGGGUCAUCUGUAGCGUGAAACAAGUGUAAGUGAGGUGUUAUGUGCUACGGUGAGGUCGUAAAAGCGUGGAAAGCCUAACCAUCACAAUGACCAAUAGUAUGAAACAAACUGUUAUUAAAAAUCCGACAUGGUGGAAGCGUCGGUCAGCUUUGGAACGUGGACUAACGGUGAUAGCAGUUUCCGGAGUCCUCGUGUGUAUUGCCCUGGCAAUAAGUAUUGGCGUGGUAGUCACGAAUUCCAGGUCGUGCGAUACAGCAACAACCACUGGCACAGCUGACAUUAAAAAUGAAAUGCUACCGUCUACAGUGGAAGCCCUGAGUGGAAAUCCAUCAAUACGAGGGUCUCCAACUAUUAUUCAAGUUCCAGAGGAUGUUUGCGAAACGCCCGAAUGUAUUCAUGUUGCUUAUAGAGUCUUAAGCAACAUGGAUGAUACUGUUGAUCCUUGUGAUGAUUUUUACAAGUUUGCUUGUGGUGGAUUCAUCAAAUCUACCAAGAUUCCAGAUGAGAAAGUGAGCGUAAACACAUUCAGUGUUAUUAGUGAUGAGGUUUUAGAACAACUACGAACGAGUAUUGAAGAAAAAAUUGAUCCUAAUGAGCCUAGGCCAUUCAGACUUGCUAAAAGACUUUACAAAAUCUGUAUGAAUAAGACUGCCAUUGAAGAAGAAGGACUUAAUCCUGUUUUAAGGAUAUUGAAGAAACUUGGGGGCUGGCCAGUUCUUGAAGGAGAUUUAUGGAAUGAAAAUGACUUUCACUGGACACAAUCUGUCUAUAAGUUCCGAGAUUUAGGCUACUCCGUCGAUUACUUCAUCGACUUUAGCAUUAGUGUUGAUCUUAAAAACAGCACAAAAAGAGUUUUAGAUUUAGAUCAAACAUCCCUUGGAUUAUCACGUGAAUAUCUGACGAAAGGAUUAGACGAUAAAAUUGUAAAGGCAUAUUACGAAUAUAUGGUAGAUAUAGCAAUCAUUCUUGGUGCUGAACCAGAACGAGCUAAAGCAGAACUUAUGGAGUCACUUUUAUUCGAAAUGAAAUUAGCUAACAUUUCUCUACCAGUUGAGAAGCGUCGAAAUGCUACUUUGCUUUACAAUCCAAUGACUGUAGCAGAAUUAUCAAAGGUCUAUCCAUCCAUACCUUGGAAAGAUUACUUCAAUCGAAUUCUAAGUCCAAUUGUUACAAUCGAUGACGAUGAAAUAACGAUAGUUAAUGUUCCUGGUUUCGUAGCAGAUUUUGAGAAACUUAUUAGUUCCACUCCGAAAAGAAUUCAAGCUAAUUAUGUAAUGUGGAGAGCAGCAGCAGCAUCAGUAAGCUAUCUUAAUGAUGAAAUCCGCAAAAGGCAACUUCAAUUUUCUACAGCUCUUAGUGGGAAAACGGAAAGAGAACCAAGAUGGAAAGAAUGUGUUGAUAUCGUAUCUAACAGCUUAUCCAUAAGUGUUGGUGCUCUUUACGUAAGAACAUAUUUCAACGAAGAUGCUAAGAAAAAUGCUUUAGAAAUGGUUUCUGAUAUCAGAAGUCAAUUCAACAAAAUUUUACAAACGGUUGAUUGGAUGGACGAAGAAACUCGUAAAAGUGCUUUAGACAAAGCUGCAUCAAUGACCACCCAUAUUGCUUAUCCUGAUGAACUGUUGGAUGACUCCAAAUUGGAAAAGUUUUAUGAAAAACUCGAAUUCGAUGAUGGGAAUUAUUUAGAUUGUAUUUUAAAUCUCACCUUAUUUGGAACAGAAUAUUCGUUCAGUAAAUUAAGAAAGCCUGUCAAUAAAAGUGACUGGAUAACUCAUGGUCGACCAGCUGUUGUUAAUGCAUUCUAUUCUUCUAUCGAAAAUAGCAUUCAAUUCCCAGCUGGUAUUCUUCAAGGAGCAUUCUUUAGUAACAAUCGGCCAAGAUAUAUGAAUUAUGGAGCUAUUGGAUUCGUUAUUGGUCACGAAAUAACUCAUGGAUUUGAUGAUCAAGGACGACAAUUUGAUAAAGAAGGAAAUCUAGUUGACUGGUGGGCACCGGCAACUAAAGAAAAAUAUCUUAAAAAGGCAGAAUGUAUAAUUCAUCAAUAUGGGAAUUACACUGUAAAAGAAGUUGGAUUAAAUUUGAACGGAAUAAAUACCCAAGGAGAAAAUAUUGCGGAUAAUGGAGGCAUCAAAGAAGCUUACUUAGCAUAUAAGGAGUGGUCUAAUCGAAACAAUCCCGAACCACGACUUCCAGGACUUCAUUAUUCACCACGGCAAAUGUUCUGGAUAAGUGCUGCUAAUACAUGGUGCUCAGUAUACCGACCAGAAGCUCUUAAGCUUCGUAUUACUACAGGAUUUCAUAGUCCAGGUGAAUUUCGUAUUCUUGGACCUCUUUCAAAUAUGCCACAGUUUUCAGAAGACUUCCAAUGUCCUGAAGGUUCUAGAAUGAACCCACCGAACAAGUGCCAUGUAUGGUAAAAAAUCUGUUCUAUUCUCCUGUUGGUUUCCCUUUCUACAACUGGAUUUGCAUACUGUUGAAACUGUGAGAUAUCCAAACAAUGUAAUUAUCAUUAUUUAAAAGCUUGAUAAAAAGUAUUUGCGAUAAUUGCGUUAUUUUAAUGUAGUAUCAUCGCCAUUGAAUGAAUCUACUGUGAAAAGAUUAUGAAAAGAAAUAGAAUCUUAAAAAUGAAAAAAUAUGCAUAAUUACUUUAUAAAAAAUUUUACAAUUUUGAGAAAAAAAUGUAUAUAGAUGUUUACACUAUUGUCGAAAAUUAUUUUCAUUUAAAGAGUAUUUUGUUAGUGAUAUAAAAACAAAGCAAUUGAAAUUAAAAUGAACUGAAUCGUUUAAUUGACGCAAUGUUGUCAAUGAUUACGCAAUUGGUAAAAUUUGUAUGGUUGUUUACGUAGAGUUACCGAUUUUAAGUACUUAGGUGACAUAGUAAAUUAUCACUAUAGAAUUUAUGUAUUACUUAGAAGCUUCAUGCUCAUCAAAUUAUUUGAUAUUACUCAACCAUCACAUAUUCAUUAACAAUGAUUACUAUUCAUAAUUUUUAUAGUAAUAGGAACACAGUAAAAAACUUUGUGUACUGUACUAGUGACAACAGUUCAUAUUUGAAUAUUUUUAUUCGUGCAAGAAAACGACACCAAAUUUUAAAAGUUAUCUAGAUUGACAAUUUACAUUGUUUAUAUAUUCAACACUAACUUUUUUACUGUGUAAUAUUCUAUACAUACAAAAUAAUUACUCUAGAAUAGACAAAAAAAAAUAAAAAAUAUUUGAUGUUUAUUAUAUUUUAGAAUAUGUUUAUAAAUAUUGGUAUAAGCUAAAAUGUAUAAAGUAAAACAACAAUUGUGUUGCGGUGUGGUGAAAUUCUAUGUACUUUUAAACACAAGUAAGAAGAUUUUUGAAAAAUAAGAAAUAAAAAAAAGUAGAAUUAAAAAGUUUUUAGAUAAAAAUGUACAAGCAAUCUCUUUACAAUAAUUUUAAAAUAUAUCUGACAAAUUGUUAUGAA